Molecule: messenger RNA, 2466 nt
Organism: Trichoderma reesei QM6a
Lineage: Eukaryota; Fungi; Ascomycota; Sordariomycetes; Hypocreales; Hypocreaceae
Exons: 4
Biological process (GO): transmembrane transport
Molecular function (GO): oligopeptide transmembrane transporter activity
Source: RefSeq, a predicted model, not a curated record
CGUGAUCUCGUCGUUACCGAAGAUGACUUGCUCGAGGCUAGAGAUACGGCAGCUUCUUACUCUCUCGAGGAUGUGCGCAGGAUAUUGACCAUUGUACACAAUCGUCACAAACAUGAUCUCAAUUUCCCUUCCGCCGUGCUUCUCAGAAUUGGAGACUUCCUCGACAAUGACUUCAUCUUUGACAAUCCUGAAAAGCACCAUCGCCUCAUCGAGGAGAUGAAGAUUGAAACCGCCCUCAUUGUCAACAACAGUCCAUAUGCCCCCGUCCGGGCCAUCGUCGACAACCAUGAUGACCCGUCUCUCCCCGUAUCCACGGUCCGUGCCUGGUGCAUGGGCAUCGUCUUCGCCUCCGGCGUCUCCUUUAUCAACGCCUUCUUCGCCAUUCGACUGCCAGCAAUUGCCGUGGGCAGCAAUGUUGUCCAGCUGCUAGCCUAUCCAGUUGGCAAGUUCCUGGAAAAGACCCUCCCUGAUUGCGGUUUUACUCUCUUUGGCGUUCGACAUAGCCUUAACCCAGGCCCCUUUAACAAGAAAGAGCACAUGCUCGUGUCUCUCAUGUCCGCCAUCUCCGUCAGUCAGCCCUACACAAACAACAUCAUAUGGAUUCAGUACCUCCCCAGGUUCUUCAAUCAGGCCUGGGCCAAGAGCAUGGGUUACCAGCUUCUCGUCGCUCUGUCCACCAACUUCAUCGGCUAUGGCUUGGCUGGCCUUUGCCGCCGCUUCCUUGUCUACCCUUCCUUCUGCGCCUGGCCGUUGACCCUCGUCACUAUCGCCCUCAAUUCGGCAUUUCAUGCGGAUGAAAAUCCUGCCGUUCCCGGCCCCUUCAACAAGGUGUGGACCAUGUCUCGCUUCAAAUUCUUUGCGUUUGCUUUUCUCGCCAUGUUUUGCUGGUUCUGGGUGCCUGGAUAUCUCUUCACAGGACUCUCCGUCUUCAGCUGGAUGACUUGGAUUGCGCCCCAGAGUAAGACCGUUGGUAUCCUCACCGGGUCGACGUCGGGCCUGGGCUUUAACCCUUUUCCAACAUUUGACUGGGCCGUUCUCACCACCGACAUCGAGCCACUCAUCACCCCCAUCUUCAGCACCAUCAACCUCUUCUGCGGUACCUUUUUCUUUGGCCUCGUCAUCUUGGCCAUCUACUACACCGACAGCUUUCACAGUUCCCACUUUCCCAUCGUCUCUAAUACGCUCUUUGACCGCUUCGGCAAGGCUUACAACGUCUCCUCCAUUAUCGACAGUCGCGGUAUCCUUGACCCCGAUGCAUACCAUGCCUAUUCGCCUCCCUACGUCUCUGCCGGCAACACAAUCACCAACUUUAGCUUCUUCACGAUUUACACCGGUGCCCUCACCUACGGCCUGCUCUACCACCGCCAUGACGUGAUCCACGGCUUCACCUCGCUCUUUAACAGCUUCCAUCCGUCCAAGAAGAAGGAGAUGGCCGAGGCUGAGGCUCUAGAUGUUCAUAACCGCUUGAUGAAAGCUUAUAAGGAAGUUCCUGAGUGGUGGUAUCUAUCAGUCCUGGCCGUGAGCAUAGUACUCGGAUGUGUCGCCUUGGCUCACUACCCAACGUACACCUCGCCUGGCGUCGUCUUCUUCGGGAUCGCAUUGGCCCUCAUCUUUGUUGUGCCCACGGGCAUUAUCCUCUCCAUGACCGGCAUAGAGGUGUCUCUCAACGUUCUGGCCGAGUUCAUAGGCGGUUCCUGGGUCGAGGGAAACGCCUUGGCCAUGUGCUACUUCAAGACGUUUGGCUACAUCACCUGCUCGCACGCCCUGCACUUCAGUGCCGACCUCAAGAUUGCCCACUAUCUCAAGAUUCCGCCGCGCAUCAUCUUCUGCGCCCAGAUGAUUCCCACACUCUUCUCCACCGUCAUAUGCGUUGCCGUCUUGCAGUUUCAGAUAAAUCUCGACAACGUCUGCGCCCCGACCGGCGCCCCCUACGCCUUUACUUGCCCGAAUGCAAAUUCCUUCUUCACCGCCGCCGUUCUCUGGGGCACUGUUGGCCCCAGACGGCUGUGGGGGGCCAACGGCACCUAUACUGCCACUCUUGCCGGCUUCCCCAUUGGUAUUGCCGUUGUCCUUGUCUUUUGGCUGCUCGGUAAGAAGUUUCCCAGGAACUCCAUAUUGCGAAACGUCCAUCCCGUCGUCAUGCUGUAUGGAGGCUGUCUCUGGAACCCGCUCAACCUCACCUACAUAUGGCCCGCUGUGCCCAUUGCCUGUGUCUCUUGGCUCUGGAUCAAGGUCCGUUAUCUGGCAUUUUGGGCCAAGUACAACUAUAUUCUGUCCGCUGGUUUCUCUACCGGCCUUGCCAUUUCUGCCCUCAUUCAGUUCUUUGCCCUGACGUACCAUGGCAUCCACCUCAACUGGUGGGGGAACACUGUAAUCACCAAGGGCUGCGACCUCUUUGGCCUCUGCAGGCUGAACCCAAUGGCUCCUGGAGAGUCUUUUGGGCCCGGUCCGGGAGAAUUUCGAUGA